Sceloporus undulatus (fence lizard) is the source of this 1558-nucleotide messenger RNA. Its product is annotated as sperm acrosome membrane-associated protein 1-like. NCBI's taxonomy places the organism in Eukaryota, Metazoa, Chordata, Lepidosauria, Squamata, Phrynosomatidae. The transcript has 7 exons. Gene Ontology annotation, biological process: acrosome assembly. Gene Ontology annotation, cellular component: acrosomal membrane. The record is from RefSeq and is a predicted model, not a curated record. Bases 1 to 789 code for a protein of 262 amino acids.
AUGGAAAACAAAGAAACUGUUGAUAACCCUGAAUCUUCUUUAGAUGGAAAUCUGACACAACCCAAGGAAGUAGAAUUUGGAGAAUGCACAGUUACAUGUGGUAUUGGCAUUCGAGAAGUUAUAUUAACCAAUGGAUGCCCUGGAGGUGAAACAAAGUGUAUUGUUCGUGUAGAAGAGUGCAGAGGACCAGCAGAUUGUGGAUGGGGCAAGCCAAUUUCUGAAAGCCUUGCUAGUGUGAAGAUACCUUGUAUUUUUGUACCUCCAGAAAAUCGAUUUCAGUAUGUUUGGAAAAUGUUGAUUCCAGACCAGCAAUCACUCAUUCUUCCUAAUGAUUCAGCUAUUCUGGAGGUACACAGAGACACUCACCCUGUUGCAUUCGAGUGUGAUACCAUAGAAAAUGAAGAAUUGAUUGCAUCAGUAAAAUAUACAGUGUAUACCACAACUGAACUGGAGACACGGCGGUCCAAAAAGCAAAGCACAGAUAUAGUAUUGGUGUUCGUCCUCAUCACUGGAGUCAUUGUCUGUGUUGGCGUGAUCUUUGCAAUAAUCUUCAUAAUUCUUAACUGGGCUGCUGUAAAACUCUUCUGGCAAACAAAAGUAUGGAGAACCAGAGAUGAACCAAGCUCAAGUUCAAUGAGAACCUCAUCAGGGCAGAUCCCCACCACAGAAACAUCUCAGAUUUCACAACUAGAAAAUUCACCACAUGAACAGGGUUCCUACCAUGAAUGGAAUGCACCACAAGGAGGAGGAGGAGGAGGAGCGGAAGGAGGAGACAAGGGAAAUUAUUAGAAGAGAAGCUAUUUUUAGAGAGAAAGAGAGAGAUUAUAUUAAAGUAUGAACAGAAUAUUAGGAGAACCAGUUCUGAGAAGUGCUUUUUGCUGUCCUGAUGAAACUUGCUUGGAAACAUUGAGACAGUGUUGGGAAACUGCAUCAGCCCGAUUCUCACGAUUGAUUUCUGCUGUUAAGAUGAAUGUGGUUCAGCAGAGACUUCUGCCUCUUGGUGUUCUUCAAAACCAGAAGUAAGAUGGUCAAAUGAGGUGUUACCAGACUCGCACAAUAAAUUCAUUGGCACAUUCUAAAUGCUUACGUUGGCACAUCGUUCUGUGAUAUAUUUCCUUUGUGUGAGAUUUGAUGUAGAGGUGCUGAUAGAAGACAUCCUAAGCAGUUCCAUGUUGGUGCAUUUUAAACAGUCCACAAUCCAGGACAGGCCUUUGUAUGCCAAAUACUACAAUCUUGUGCCCACUUACCCACUGGAAGUAAAUCCCAAUAAAUGCAAUGAUAAUUACUUAGUGCGUACAUGUAAUGAAAUUUUAUGCUUUGGCUCAUUAAAAUAAAAUUGUGUAUAUAGGCUGGUUUUGUUUUUCACACAUAAACCCUGUCACCAUUUAAAAAGAACUUCCUUAUGACUUUGCAAAUGUCAGCAUAUAAAUAAGUUAAUGUUUUAGAGAAGAAACUUGUUCUUCACACAGUGCCCCUUGUUGAUGGACUAGGUGGAGAUGGGGGCACUAUGUGAAGAACAAAAAAGUUUCUUCCUUCUCUAAAAUGUUAACUUAUUUAU